Aspergillus eucalypticola CBS 122712 is the source of this 1344-nucleotide messenger RNA. Its product is annotated as kinase-like protein. Gene Ontology annotation, molecular function: ATP binding; protein kinase activity. Gene Ontology annotation, biological process: spliceosomal complex assembly; regulation of mRNA processing; protein phosphorylation. The coding region runs from base 1 to 1344 and encodes 447 amino acids. NCBI's taxonomy places the organism in Eukaryota, Fungi, Ascomycota, Eurotiomycetes, Eurotiales, Aspergillaceae. The record is from RefSeq and is a predicted model, not a curated record. The transcript is spliced from 6 exons.
AUGAGAUAUCAAGCCGCACGGUGUGCUCACCGAUUAGGCAUACUGCUCCCCACACAUCCAAACCCCCUUUCACUUUCUCACCCGCCUCCUUUCAUCCCUCGCAUCUCCCCUUCACAAGGCGCUAUACGCGCGCCAUAUCGGACAGUCAUGUCAUCGGCAGAUUGGACCGCACCCUUGCGGGAUUUUUCUUCCAAAGAUCCCCCAGUAUUUGAGCCUUCUGUAGAAAUCGAGGAGGAAACUCUCCCAACCUACCAGCCGGAAAAGUACUACCCGGUACGACAGGGAGAGGUACUCGAUGACAGGUACCAAGUGCUGGCCAAGCUCGGUUACGGAGUGACAUCAACUGUCUGGCUAGGUCGCGACCUUCGUGACUCCAAGUAUGUGGUGCUCAAGAUAUAUAUCACUGGUCAAAAAAAGAACCAUGAGCUGGAGAUCUACAACCGCAUAAAUGCUGUAGAAGUUGAGCAUCCAGGGAGUGAUCUUGUUCGCAGGCUCUUCGAUUAUUUCACCAUCACCGGGCCCCACAGCCCUCAUGUUUGUCUCGUUCAUGAACCCAUGGGUAUAAGUGCAGAUACACUCCUGCAAAAAUACAUUCCUGGACAAACAAUGACUCUGGACGAAAUGAAGUCUUGUAUCAGGCAGCUACUGAUCGUUCUGGACUUUCUGCACUCUGCUGCUCAUAUAGUGCACACCGAUCUUCAAUUGAAGAAUUUGCUUCUCCCUAUCCCAGAUAUCAAGACACUCGAGGAUCUCGAAGAGCGGGAAGUCAAUGAUCCAUCACUCAGAAAGGUGCUCAAAGACAGAACAAUCUACCUAUCUACUGUCGACAACCCCGGGGGGAGUGGCCUACCUCUACUAAGUGAUUUCGGCGAAGCCCGCUUUGGCGAUGUCGAGAACAGUGAUGACAUUAUGCCGAAUAUGUACAGAGCGCCUGAAGUUGUUUUGAAAGAGAGCUGGGACUACAAAAUCGAUAUAUGGAAUGUUGCUAUGGUGGCAUGGGACAUCGUAAGUCCUCGUCACAUGUUCGACGGCAGAAAUGCAGAUGGCAUCUUCGAUGACCGAGUACACCUUGUGGAGAUGAUAGCGCUCAUGGGACCUCCUCCGGCGAGGUUCCGCGAGCGGUAUGAACAGGGCAAUUGGAAGGACUUGGCGCCGAUCCCGGAUAUUUCUCUUGAAAGUUUAGGUACCGACAUUCCAGGGGAGAAUAAAGAGGGGUUCUUCCGGUGGCUGAGAAAGGCCUUGCAGUGGAAUGCAGAGGAUCGACCGACUGCGACAGAAUUCUUGUUCGAUGAGUGGUUGAUGGAGGGACUCAGACGGCCGAAUACUGAGGAGACGAAGUCCUAA